This is a messenger RNA of Notothenia coriiceps (black rockcod), 690 nucleotides long. It is a transcript of the gene usb1, whose product is annotated as U6 snRNA biogenesis 1. Lineage: Eukaryota; Metazoa; Chordata; Actinopteri; Perciformes; Nototheniidae. The transcript has 5 exons. The record is from RefSeq and is a predicted model, not a curated record. Bases 38 to 586 code for a protein of 182 amino acids. Gene Ontology annotation, biological process: U6 snRNA 3'-end processing. Gene Ontology annotation, cellular component: nucleus. Gene Ontology annotation, molecular function: 3'-5'-RNA exonuclease activity.
UUUCAUUAGGCUUCCUCUCCCUGGCUGCCUGUUGGCCAUGUUUCCAGAUGAAGAGGAUGCAGAGACUGAAGACAGCUCUCUUCAUGGUGGACGCAUCCGCUCCUUCAAACAUGAGAGAGGCAACUGGGCCAGUUACGUUUAUUUACCAUAUCAUCCUGAGGAGGAGUUCAUGGAUUUGUUGCAGGAUCUGCUCUCGUUUGCCAGUGCCCAUGGAGCGGUUUUGACCCUGCAGGAGGAGUUCCACCUCAGCCUGUCUCUGACGGUGGUGCUCAGACACCACUGGAUCCUACCCUUCACCCAGAGCCUGAAGGCAGGUCUGAUGCACUGCAAGAGCUUUCUGUGCACAGCAGGGAGACUGAGGGUCUACUGUAACGCUGAGAGGACCAGAACGUUUCUGGGGAUGGAGGUGUGCGCUGGGCAUGUUCAGUUAAUGGACCUGGUCCAUGAAGUGGACAAAACCAUGACAGAGUUUCACCUGGACACCUUCUAUAAGGAUCCUUCUUUCCAUGUGAGUCUGGCCUGGUGUGCUGGAGACCAGACGGGACAGAUGAAGGAGGGGUGCAUUCAGGGGAUGCAGGUACACUGACCCCACUCUGUGUUUCUUACAUCUUAAAUUAUUCCAAUGUUCUGCCAAUAUAUAAAUGCCAACAUAUAAGGGGGUCAUUUAACAGGUGUCUGUAUUACAUAGAU